This is a messenger RNA of Leptopilina heterotoma, 1888 nucleotides long. RefSeq names its product venom metalloproteinase 3-like. Gene Ontology annotation, biological process: proteolysis. The record is from RefSeq and is a predicted model, not a curated record. The transcript is spliced from 14 exons. Lineage: Eukaryota; Metazoa; Arthropoda; Insecta; Hymenoptera; Figitidae. Gene Ontology annotation, molecular function: metalloendopeptidase activity. Bases 181 to 1779 code for a protein of 532 amino acids.
GAGAUAUAAUUCCUUUUGGCUUGGCUAGUUUUUCGUAUUUUUGUUUUAGCGUCCGGAUGCGUCCUAUUUAAAUGGUAUAGUCGUAUAUAUUUAUACACAUACCUAAAAAUUUAAGAAGUAGACAAAAUAAAAUUGCAAGCACGAGCGUUAAUAAAUUUUACAGAACUGCAUAGUAUAAUAAUGAUAUAUUUCAUUCUAUUGUGCACAAUAUCUGUGCAAUCGGUGCUUUCGUACCAGAUUCACAAAUAUGGGGAAUUCGAUAAGUUAUAUGAUGCCUCUCAAAUUACACAUAAAGACGACUAUGAAGUGGUGGGGAUUAAACACUUGGUUCAUAAAAGAAGUUCUAAUGAUAUUAUUAUUCAAACUGAAAUUAACGGAAUCGACAAGAAACUUUAUUUGAAACCAACGAAAGGUUUUUUUGCUGGUAAAAGAACAAAAGUUUGGUUAGCGAAAGUUGAUCCAAAACAGCCGGACAAGUUUAUUUAUACUCCACGUUCAGGGAUAAUGGAGAAAGUGGGUACUUUUUAUCAAGACAGGAAAACUUCGACGACACUUUUGCACAAAAUUGACAGGCAGGGCAGAUCAACGUUUACUGGUACAUCUGGAGAGUAUGUGAUAAGGCCACUACCUGAUUAUCUUCUACAUGUAGAGUCCACGUCUACAAAUAAUGAAAAUAACGAAACAUUGGUAAACACUGUAAAUCAUAUGAUUUACAAACAAGACAUUCAGGAUAAUGAAAACCCUUAUGAACAACGUACUUUCAACAAAAAUAUCUCCAAGCGUGAAGUUUAUGCUAAAUCAGAAUCAGGUGAUCCAAAAAUCAUUUACCCGGAAAUCAUGAUAUUCGUUGAUGAUACACUGUUCUCACGUUUCAAUAAAAACGUCGAAAAAACAGUGGAGUACAUACUUUCCCUAUGGAAUGGUGUUGACCUAAGGUACAGAGAUUUUAAGAAUCCGGAAAUAUAUUUAAAUAUCGCAAGGAUAAUUUUAGUGGAGGGUCCUUUGCCCUUUGAAGACAAUAUUCUUGCGCCCGAUGACAGAAAUAAAAUGUUUGACGAAAAGGUUUUGAACUCUUUCGGAAACUUUUUGUACAAUGAGGAUAGAAUUGGAUUUAAAAGAGACUACGACGUGGCUAUAUUAAUGACUGGAAAGGAUUUAAUAAAUAUGAAUUACAAAACUACGACAACUGGUAUUUCAUUUGUAGGCGGCGCUUGUAAUAAGACAGCAUCGGCCUAUAAGAUUAAAGCUGUAGGAGUAAUAGAGGACAACGGUGGUUUUAAGGGAAUUAAAGCAGGAGCACAUGAAUUAGCUCAUUUAAUCGGUGCUCCACAUGAUGGCGAUGCAGCAUCGUCUUUCGGUGGACCUGGAGCUGAAACAUGUUCAUGGGAUCAUGGUUACCUAAUGAGCUAUGAACGUCUUGACAGGAAGCAAUUCGAGUUUUCUUCAUGCAGCAAACAGUCGAUCACUUACUUUACCAGUCUAGCUCGUGCUGAAUGUCUUCGCAAUAAUCCUGCUGAGAAAAUGGGAACUGAAAAACUAACCAGAAUAUUGCCUGGUAAACUAGUGUCACUAAAUGAUCAAUGCAGAAAAAGUGGAUUCUAUGCAGCACUUCAUAAAGAUGCAAGCGUGUGUCUUGAUUUGUGGUGUUUGGAAAAACCGGUUGGAUUUAAAGGAAAGAUGACUUAUCAGUCAACCCAGGCUGCUGCUGAAGGAUCAUAUUGUGGUGACGGCAUGUAUUGCUUGGACGGUGAAUGUGUCGAAGAAACGGAUACAACUUAAAUCAUUUUCUUCUGACAAAAGACAAAUGAGAACUUGUAGGAUUUUUCAGUUUACUCAAAUACUCUCUAAAUUGUUCUAAUUUACAAAUAAAUUUUAAUAUUCUGAUAAA